Myripristis murdjan (pinecone soldierfish) is the source of this 9731-nucleotide messenger RNA. It is a transcript of the gene pgap1, whose product is annotated as post-GPI attachment to proteins inositol deacylase 1. Bases 114 to 2930 code for a protein of 938 amino acids. Gene Ontology annotation, molecular function: phosphatidylinositol deacylase activity. Gene Ontology annotation, cellular component: endoplasmic reticulum. Gene Ontology annotation, biological process: GPI anchor metabolic process; endoplasmic reticulum to Golgi vesicle-mediated transport. The transcript is spliced from 26 exons. NCBI's taxonomy places the organism in Eukaryota, Metazoa, Chordata, Actinopteri, Holocentriformes, Holocentridae. The record is from RefSeq and is a predicted model, not a curated record.
CAGCCUAUAUGGUUCCUUGCUUGGCACGUAGUUUGCUGAAGGGAAAAUUGAAGCAUGGAAAUUCAACACCUGUAAAUAAAAGUCCAAAGUAAAAAAUAAAUAUAAAAAUAGUCAUGAAACUCGCCACUGUGGCCUUUUACGGGUUGGCUCUGGGGCUGCUGGCGGUCGGCCUGCGAGAGUUGCUGACUGGCUUCGAGGAGAACAGAUGCAGCAUGACCUAUAUGUUUGAAUACCCAGAGUACCGGCGUGUGGCCCUGCCUCGUCGUGUGGCCAGACUGUACCCAGCAUACGGGCUCUACCUGUACGGAGAGGGCCUGUACGCUCAGGAGACCCGUGCACUUAAACUCACUGGUGCCCCUGUGCUCUUCCUGCCUGGAAAUGCAGGCAGUUUUAAACAAGCUCGCUCCCUGGGCUCCGUGGCCUUGAGGAAGGCAGAAAACAUGGAGGGAGGGCUCCACCUCAAUGUUUUCACUGUGGACUUCAAUGAGGAGCUGGUGGCCUUAUACGGUGGCAGCUUGCGCAGGCAGACACACUUCCUGCAUGAGAGUAUAAAGGCCAUCCUGCGUCUCUACAAGGAUCUUGAAGACGCCCCUCGCAGUGUGGUGCUGGUUGGCCACUCCAUGGGAGGAGUGGUGGCCCGGGCACUGUUCACCUUGCCCCGCUUCAACCCCCGUCUGGUCACCCUCAUCAUCACCCAGGCCUCCCCCCACCUAGCCCCCGUGUUGGCCCUCGACACAUACCUGCUAGAUUUCUACUCUGCAGUGAGACACAGGUGGGUGAAUCAGGCGGACGGUCUCAGGAACGUCACAGUGCUCUCUGUGGGAGGUGGUUACCGUGACUACCAGGUCCGCUCCGGCCUGACAUCCCUACCUUGUCCCCCAGGAGACUCCAGCAAGUUGUCACUGGUGGCAACUGCAGUUCCCAGGACGUGGGUGUCCACUGACCAUCUAUCCAUUGUUUGGUGCAAAGAGCUUGUUCUUGCCACUGUCAGGGCUUUGUUUGACCUCAUUGAACCUGAAACCAGACAGUUCUCAGAGAGCCCAGAGAGGAGAAUGGCUGUUUUAAACCAUCACUUCAUCAGACACCCUGUCAGGAUGUUGGAUGAAAGUCAGGAGACCUCCAUCUCCCUCUCAGAUUCUCCUGAAGCCUGGAGUGAAGUUAACACACUGCGCCUGGCUUACAGCACCCCAAAGGAGGGACAGGCCAAGUACUUCCUGUUUGCCCUGUCCAGUCGAAGGAAAGCCUACAGCCACUUCUACUGCCGGAGCAACAACCUGGAGAUGACGAGCUGGGUGUACGGCUGCACACAGAGGAAUGGCUCCUUGUGUGUGCGUGCAGUGGAUCUCUCCAUGGGAACCGAGCUUCUGCCACCAUACAAAGUGCUGAUUCUGAGUCUCAGCGACUUGGCCUCCAUUUCUCACCUGGUGGUUGGGGCCUCUAACCUCAAUGGCAAACAGUUCACAGUGGAGUGCGAGUGGCAGAGACAAGAAUCUCAGACGAUAUCUAUGCCAGUGCCACACGUCCUGUCUUUUGGUUUGACCAGCAGUGAUGUUGUGGUCAACUCCAGUGGACUUCAUCACACCCUCGUGCUGGAACACUUUCACCAGGUCUAUCAGGCUUUCAGAAUUAAUGUCGCAAGCCACUGCAAAGUACACAAAGAGAGGUUGCCCAACGUGUACAGAAUGAAGGUGCCAUGGUUUAGGGAGGACUCUCUAACCACAGUCAGUACUCCAUCAGUGACUGAGAUCUCAGGGAUGCUCCAUACGAGUCGUCCAGACAACACGUCAGGUGUCCUUCUCCAGCUCCAUACUGCCCCCAACUGCCAGUAUAAGGUGUCAGUGAGGACUUCAUUCCCCCGGGUGCUGGGACAGGUGCUGAGGUUCUGUGGUCCCAUGGUGCCAGUGUACACAGCUGUUACGCUCCUCCUUGCCAGUGGGGGGCAGGUGUCCUCCAUCCUGAAAACAGGCCGAGCCUUACAAAUGAGCCAGGUGGUAGGCAGAGGCCUGCAGCCUUACAAAGUCGACCUGCCGGUUUAUGUUCUGCAGCUGUUGCUUGGGUGUAGCUGCUUUCAGAAGGCCUGGUCCAUUCUCCAUCUUCCCUCCAUGGAUGCACUCCCGCCCACGUUCCCUGAUGGGACAUUUCAUGAGGGCUUAGCUGCGGUUGAGCAGUGGCCCCGCCUCCUGUCCCCACUCCUGUAUGUUUUAGGGGCAGCUGUGGCAUUUUGGGGCAGUAUGCUACUCCAGCUUGUUCUGCGCCUGAUGUCACUUAUGUUAGCUCCCCUACACAGACCGUCUGUGUCUAGAGACUGUGGCACUCUGCGUCUGCAGACCCAGCUCCUCAUCAUUCUGUCUCUGAUAAUUCUGGGCGGGACGUCCUGUGGAGCCUUGUCAAUCUUUGUCGCCUUUCUCCUUCACCUUUAUAGGGUGCUAAGGCUACAGAUGACAGAAAGGUCUUUGAGUCACAUGCUGAAUCUGGCACCACAGAAGCUCAAAGAAACUGAGAAUGGCACAGCUGAUGCCGAGGCUCUGACAAAGCCUAAAGAAUGUAAUGGAGCCCCCCUGCUGUCGGAGUGUGUACUGCAGGAGGUGCGGGAUGAUCUACAGCUCCACCUCUGCCUGUCCGCGCUCUUCACACUACCCAUCAUGCUCAGCGCACCCUCACUCAUCCAUUGGAUCCGCAACCUGAGGUAUUCCACCCAACUGGAUCCUGACCCUUGCUGGCCACACACUGUGCCUCUGCUUAUUGUAUACAUGCUGCUUAUUAACUGUAACACUCUGAAACUCAGCAACAGUAAACUCCUGCCUCUGACGACCUGCCUCCCUUUGCCCUUGAUCAUAGCCAUGGUGACCUUCUCUCCACUCCACCUCUACAGAGUUACUUACUUCCUGACAGCUGCACUGGUCCCUCUGGCUUUGUCUUGUCUGCUCUGAUGGUAUCUGGCUGGUAUCAGUCCCCAACUCGAACAGAAAAAUCCUUCUCUAGGUUACAGCUUGACUCACUGAAGCUGAUGAGACCGGUCCCGCUUCGGGUACUGCAUUUGUCCCAGCUGGGACAAAUCUAGCUGCCAUGGAGCAGAGCCAUAGACAUACAUAGUUUGGGGAACUGCCCGCUCAAUGUUAGCACUAAAGGCUCCAUGGCGAUUACACAAUGAUUUAAGAUGGGAAGGUGCAAUGGCCCUGGGACAUUUGGUGCAAAUAUGGCUCCAUUUGUCUAACCUGAAACCAAGUUUGCCUUACUCUGUAUAUCUAUAGCUCUGCCUUCAAGGAGCAAGUACUCCGCAACCAGUGAAGCUACCGAUACUAGAGAUUUUCAACAGGGUGUUACUGUUAACAGGUGGUUUUGCUUUUGUUUUAUGGCUUUUUCUGCCUCAUAUUUAUUUAAUCAUAACUACUAUGACACCUUGGAAUAUAAUGGCGUUCCUGGCAGUAUUGGGGGAAUAGGCCUGGCUUUGUGGACAUUGGUACAUGGGUUGGCAGUUCUGUCUGUGGAAAAUCUGCUACUUUUGACAAUGCCUGUGCCACCACAGAUAUCAAUCAUGGGAGUCUAACACUGAGUCAGGCAAGUGAAAUCAUCUUCUGCUAAAUGCGUUGGUAGAGUGGCAGUUCUUACAGUGCAUAUCACCACAUGCCAGGCAAAAACAAACUAACAGGAUGUAGUUUCUCAGCCAUUUUCCCAUCACAAUUUGGUUAAAGUUAAUUCACUGAUGCUGGGUCUCAGUUUCUUGGAUAGGGGUUAGCUCAGUGCACUUUGUUUUGCUGUAUUUCACCAUCUAGAGUUAGUUCCAUUUACUUCCUGAAUAGUCAAAAUUACCAUGAAUUACCACCUUGGUUGAGAUUCCAAAUGUGAUUAUACCGAAGAUGAUGAGAUAGUUUUCUUAGACUGCCUGAAGGUUUGCCAAGCAGGAGUGCUUUUCAGCUUCUCCCUGCCUCACGUGUGAUUGUGCACAUUCAUACCCGGGAGCCAGCCAGUUCAACCAUAGCCCUCACCCACAAACGACUCCACAUGAUCAGUUUAAGUUUAAGUGCCUUGCUCAAAGGCACAACAAUGGUGGUGACUGAGUGAAGGGGGAAUGUUAUUCUUUCACUUUAUGCACCCAUAUUUGCCCAAGCCAGUCAGGGCUUUGAACCCGCAACCAUCCUGUCCCAGUCCUGCUCCUGUUUAUCCUUCAGUCCCAGAUUGGCAGUAAUGCACACGUGGUGGCAGUUGAGAUGCAAUUACACCAAAGGUAAUGAGGUGAUAGUGAGAUAAAUGUGCUAAAUAGAUAAAUCUGCAUCAGGUGGUUUAGGGGAAAGUCAUAAAUUUUCAUCAGUGAGUUCAGUUGUUUAUGUUCAUAAUGGCAUCUCUACUGAAAUGUGGCAAAAGAGGCAGCAGCCCAGUAUUCUGUGUAGAACUGGAGUGCUGGGAUUGGCUAGGAUUGCAAAUUUUGAAUCUGUUAUAGACAUGAAAUAUCUCAUUAUUGUCUGGCAAAGCUGCAGAAUGUACACAGUCUGAAUAUUAAACAAAUUUAAAUGGUAGAUUUAAUAAAUUAUAAUAGUACUAUGAUCAUAAUGGUGAUAACAAAAUACAGCAAUUGUUACCAAAUGGAGCACUAUUUUUUAAGGCUGCUCAUUUUAUCUAAGCCUCCGUUUUAAGUUUAGUGGAGGUAAAUGUAGUCCCUAUUCAGUAAUACCACACUAAAACUUAAUUAGCAUGGCUAUGUUUCAGAAAGCCCAUAUAUCUCAGGCUUCAGCAAAACAGUCUGACCUUAAGUUUGAAAUUAAAGAAAGAAAGGCACAAAUCCUGUAAUACUGUCAUCUAAUCCCUGUCAAUAACAGCACUGUCUCAUACUCUAAACAUAAAGUGAUUUUAUUGCUCUUAAACUACAGUGUUGCAUGGCCAGGGCUACUGUUUGUUUGGAAAUUCUCAGUAACGGUAACAGCACAAGGGAAGGUGCAUAUCUAUGACCAAGGAAAAACACCACUUUUUCUGUAUUUCUUUGUUUUUCAACCCACUCAUCUUAAAAGAGUUAGUGUUUUGUCUUUUUUACAAUCUAGGGUCAGUCACAUAGUGUAAGAGGUCUUGUGGAUCUUGUGACAUUCAAAUAUCGUUUGUUUACUUUGAUAUAAUAAUAGGUUUUGGUUCAAUAUUUUGCCAUCCAAGAUCAACUUAGCGCAAGGUAUUACAAGGGAAAGUGUGGAAUAUCUGGAAGUUAUGAAAAAGCAAGAUAAUUUUAAAUGUGGGGAUUUAGGAACCAUUUGGGAAAUUUUAUUGCCACCAAUUAUUUUGAAGUAUCAUACACUUUGUUGCUGUUCUGACUGUUUCAUGUGUGUUUGUGAGUGAGUGUGUGUGUCAGUGUGCUGGGAUAUGUAAGGUCUGUUUUUCUUUUUUCUUUUUUUAAUGUGAUGUUUUGUCUUCUGUCUAAUACGAGCUAAGGUUGAUGAAUUUGUUGCCAAUAAUAUGUAACACUAAACCAGUUAACUAUGUUGGGAGAUUGUGCAUGAGCGCACAGCUGCCACACUGACACUCCUUACCUGUUUAAUGCAAGAUUUUAAUAGUUUCCGGUAGGACUGAGACACCAGUUUCACUUGCGUUUCUGGGUCAGUUUUGUUUGGUUGUAUAUUCUUCUCAUUCUAGUUGAUAACUGGCCAAAUGUAGAUAUUGUUGUUGUGUCAAGGUAUGUCCAGUGCAGCUAAAAUAGUGUUAGACAAAAUUUGACCUAUCUAAACCAUCAGUGAGAAACAAGGUUUUGGUUUCAGCGUCUCAGAAUCAAGAAAGGUUUUUAUUACACCUAAGUUCAGCAGGUACCACCCUCUCCACUGACAGCAGCCUGAGUAGACCAGAAUACAGUGCAGCUGCAGCUGUUUCUGUGGUAGCAUGUGAAAUACAUUGCUGUCCUUAAUAUUUUUUUUCUGGCAAUUUGAACAAUUGCGCACCCCAAAGCUGUUGCUGUCUUCACCCACAUAUAUACCUUACAGAAAGCACAUUUUUCUGGAGGUUGACAAAAGUCAUUCUGGGACAGACAGGAAGUCAGUAACUUAAGUAGACCGCAGGUUAAGUUGAGGUAGGUACAGCAAAAAAAAAAAAAAAAAUCAUAAAAUAACUCCUGGAGUGCACCAAACAUGACAGAUAUGUGUAACAGUGUUAGCGCUAUCUGAGGGUGUAUGUUUUUUAUGAUUUAUCUUCUGUCUUUUGAAAAUGACUUCAUGUCCUGCUCUUGCAUUGUUGCACAUCUCACUGCUAACUCCUGGUACUCCUCUCUCCAGUCAGCCAAGCAGCUACAGUGCCUUUCUGCUUUCUGUGCUCCCUAUUUGUCAGUCUGUUUCAUACCUGCCUGCCAGUCGACAGUAGACACCACAUUAUUGGCAAUGACGUAAUAGACUGUUUUAGUACUAUCUUUCAGCUGAGAGCUAUGGCAUAACAUUAGCUUGUACAUGGCAAAGAGCAACAGUGAACGCAGGGUGUAUUUUGCUAUUUCUGUGUGAAUGUGUAGACAGAAAAAUAUUUCCUAAAUGUCUAUAAUGAUGUUACAUUUGAGCGACUAUAUUACUAUACUAUAACAUAACCAAACACUACCCAUGAAGUGUAGAUGGUGAUUUUAGCUAGUCUAUACAAAAUAUUAGUUCUUUAGCUCCUGGGACCAAACACACUUUGCCCUUCAGGCAAGAGUAUUGUCAUACAUACAAAACACGUGCUCUGCAAAAGACCCUCGUGUCACCUGCACUGUGAAUGUACCUGCACCAAAUGUCUGUACGUGUGAAUUUCUAUAACACUAGUUGUGUACGUGGUAGCUUUUCUGUGCACUUGUUCGGUGCAGUUUUUAUGCUUUGACAUGCACAUUCUCAGCCUCGUUCCAAAUGUGAAUUGGUGGCAUUCACGACUUUUGUAGUAAUUAGUAGAAAAUUAGUAGAGAUGGACGUUACGUUUUCUAUGAAUAUAAUUGUGAUUUAUAUUGAUGUUCACUGUGACCAUGUUGUAGAUCCAGAUGUCAGUUUUACAAGUGAAGAGGUUCCCUUCAAAAUGAGAGAUCCACAUGUGAACAAUGUUUUGACAAAAUCAGCUACUUUAUAGGCAAAAAACUCACUGGAAUCAUUUUGAAGUUACUAGGAAACGGUCUACAUCUACAAAAUGAUAACUUUAGAUGGUGUAUCCAGUCAUAUUUUGAAAUACUGCAAAUCUGGUAACUUUUUUUCUUUCCCAUAAUGGAGCACAUAGUGCUUUAAAAUGAAACCCUUCAAGCGUCUCGUCUCAGAAAAACACCCUGAAAGCAGCCUCUGUAGAUCAACUUUUCUUGAACCCUUCACCUGACAUCGCCUUCCAAUCAGACAGUUAUUUCUUGUGUACUUGUUCUUUUUUAGUUGAGUGAAGGCAGCCGUAUCUAAGCUGUUUAUUAAAAAUAAACUUAAUGACCUUAAACUUGUCCUGGAUAAAAAAAAAUCAGGCAAUCAAGUUAUUCUAAAAGCAGACAAUAUUCCUAUCAUAAUACACUACCACUUUUUCUUUUUAUUCUGUUAUGUUAGGUAGAAUAGUCUGAAUUCAGCAAAUCAGUUGUUCGCCAUGACAGUGCACUCAUGUCAGAGAUAACAAUGUAAAUGUCAUCAGAUUCAGUAUCGCUGAUUUGUAGAGGCAUAAAUGGUUGAGGGAAAGCAAGUGAAAGCAGCACAUUAGUCUGUCUGAAGUUUAAAAUAGUCACUGCUCUGCUGUGUAGACCUGCUGCUGCAAAUGUAGACAAAGGUCAUCUCGACUAAGUGUCUUUCAUUACUUCUUUACUUUGUGUGUAAGAAUUACUUGAACAGUGAAGUGUCAAUGGACAUUUUGUUAUGUCUUAAAUGCCAUGCAGUGAAUGGACCUCGUGUAUGAAAAUGUUUCAGCACUUAUUGGACAGUACCAUUAUUUAUUGUUGUGGGUCCAGUGACAUGCUUGUCUUGAUAGUAGUUAUUACCUCAGAGCAUUUUUGUUUUGUUUUGUUUUUUCAACUGCUAUUGAAUUACUUGUCAUGAUCAUUUAUGUGCCAUUUAAAAGCCUCAAAUAAUUAUUUAAUAGGUUGUGUCAUGUGUUAAAUUAAUGUGCAUUACCUUCUGCAACCAAUUUAAUCCAAUUUAGAAGCACUAUCAGAUAUAUUUGUAAAUCCAGUAUCAUAAUGAAUUUAACUUCCAUAUGAGCUGUGUUUCUCCCAAGUCAAAUAGGAUUUUAAUCAAAGCACACAGGAAAAAUAAAUAAUCUGUGCCACCCAUUAAAACUGAUCACUGUAAAUAUCUACUGGGCAGCAGCCAACCACUCUAGCUGUUCUGUAGGUAACCACAGUCGUGUGACCUGAUUCGAUCACUCCCACAUUGAUAUCACCCCUUUGAUAUCAGCCAAUGGUAGAGGGAUACAUUUGAGGCAAAGUGCUUCCGAUUUGCAGCUGCAUGUGUAUUAUUUUAUUGGGGUAAGCCUAUAAAAGCUUUUGCCUCCUAGAUGCACUUGUAAAUGUAAACAUUUCCGAGUCCCCUCAAAACUGCCGGUGGACAGGAGUAUCCAAUUGGGUCACCUAACUAUGGUUAUCUUUACCUUUGUUAUGUUUCCAUCAAUUGGAUCACUCCCACAUUGGUAUGAAAACACCAGAUUCAUCAGCUAUCAGGCUACAGCCACAUGGGCCUUUUGGAGAGAAACAAUGGCCAAAGGUAAAGUUACUCACCUUCUGGGCCCCUUCAAUGUUCAUCUUGAACAGGAAUGUUUCACAGAGGAAAUGAAGGGCAAGUGCAUGUGGAGCCUUUAUAAUGUCACCCAAUUUCCUUUUCAUUGUGCAUGGCAGCGAAUCAGGGGAACCUUGUCUCAAAUGUAGCUCUCUGCCACAGAGUGAUCCAGUUGAGGGAAACCACCAUAAUCCAGCAUGAAAUGGAAGAAGUAUUCUCAAUGGCUGGAUUAUCAAAGUUUUCAGGAAGUGUUGCACAGCCAUACCAAAUAUUUACAAUCAAACAUUGUCACUGAUAAUUUUUUUUUUUUUUUACUUACAUACACAGGAAGCCUAUGCCAGAGUUCAACUGACACAUGCCAGAAACGGUUGUGUUGUCCAGUCACAUGUGGUUUUCAGUCCAAUCAUUGUAGUUGAUCUUAGUGCAAAAGACAGAAGAAACGGUUACUAAUUGAGUGAGUUAUGUGAUAAAGCUGUGUAUUACUGAGGAGUUUGUCACAACCUGAAUGGAUGUGACUCAGUGUCAUGGUUUUGGACGAAAUGGCAGUAAAAAUCUUCUCCUUAUUUUAUUUCUAUUGAUUUUUGUGUCUAUUAAUAAAUAACAUAUUUAACAGUGUUAAACUGGUUAAAUGGAAGUGAACAUCCACAUAUGUGUUAUUACUGUCUGGAAGUGCUUUAUAGUCAGGUAACUUCAUCUAUAUUCAUUUGCCUCUACCUAGAGUGACUUUAAAACCUAUAACCUCCUGUCGCUAGCUGGUCCUUGUUGUGCAGAACUAGUUAGUCUUUCUCUGAUCUUUGCGAUUAAAAUACCAGGAAGUUGUAUGAAAAUGAAAUGAAAAUGUACCUUCUGAGGGCCCUGUGUGUGUUUUGUUUUUUUUUGUUUUUUUUUCCUGUGAGGUUGUGGUGUGGACAAGAGAUAGAUACUGACAUAUUUGAUCCUCAGGUUUAAGCAUUGUUGUGACAAAGGGGAUUGUUUUGAUGUUUUUAUAUUAAUCACAUUUUUAUCUGAUGUCACUGUAAAUGGGCAAACUGUGCAAUUUUAAGCACCAUUGCUGUUGCAAUAAAACUAUCAAAGACAAUC